Messenger RNA from Adineta ricciae, 332 nucleotides. Lineage: Eukaryota; Metazoa; Rotifera; Eurotatoria; Adinetida; Adinetidae. The record is from the annotation of a GenBank genome assembly.
AUACACAACAAUCCAGCCCAAUUGGAGUUGUCAUUCUCGUCAUUAUCCUGGUUUCGGUGUUAAUUAUAUCUUUAUUUAGUUUUGCUUGGUUAAUUACUGGUUCUGUUUGGAUAUUCAGUGCAAAAGUGGACGGGGUUCAAGGAGAUAACCCGAAUGACGCGAAUACAUAUUGUCAAUCUGAGUUGUUUAGACCGGCCUUUGUUCUUUUAAUUAUCAAUUACGUUAUGCAUGUUGUGAUCGUAUCUUUGAUUCUUGUGAAACGUUUCUGUUGUAAACGAGGAAGAGUGAAUACUCCACAGGCACCCAUGGGUACAAUGAAUAAUAAAAUUUGA